This is a messenger RNA of Physcomitrium patens, 1766 nucleotides long. Its product is annotated as putative pectinesterase 53. Gene Ontology annotation, molecular function: pectinesterase activity. The record is from RefSeq and is a predicted model, not a curated record. Gene Ontology annotation, biological process: cell wall modification; pectin catabolic process. Lineage: Eukaryota; Viridiplantae; Streptophyta; Bryopsida; Funariales; Funariaceae.
UGCAGCUGCCGCUUUCCACUGAUGGAUGUUAACAAGUAGUCUCGUCCUACCUAUUGGCUUGCAUAAAGUGGCUGCAUUCUCUUCGACUGCAUGCUUCAUUUCGUUCCCCGGUGCUACUGCUUCACAUCGUUGCUGCUUCAGCCUCUAGCAAGGAACCCCAAAUGGGGUCCGCGCUCGGGAUGCGGUGUGCGGGUCUCUUCGCUUUCGCAGCUCUGGCUAUAGUGGGAUUUGCAUGCGCUGAUACCUCCGAGCCCUCUCAAGGUGAAUUCACAACAUGGCUGAAGUACAUGUCGGAUACCUCUGACAACGACGCAGUGGAUGAUGUAGCACCUGUCGCGGAGGCGGAUACCGUCACAGGGACAUGGACUGGCGGUGACCUUUACAACCUUGACAAGGACCAUGGUGAUGAAGCUAAGAAGCCGAAGGUGAACAGGGACAGCAUUGGCGUGUUGCCGAAGCCCACAGGGAAGCCGAAGAAAGUUGUCGUUUCUCAGGAUGGCAAGGGCGACUUCAAAACCAUCAACGAGGCUCUGGACUCUAUCCCGUUGAAGUCUACACACCGAACGAUUAUCCACAUCAGAGCCGGCGUAUACAAGGAAAAGAUUGUGAUCAACGAAACGAAGCAUUACAUUACGUUCUUAGGCGAUGGAAUGAAUAAAACUGUCAUCACAUGGAAUGACACGGCGGGAGACUUCGACGACCAAGACGUGUUGCUGAAGACCUAUCGCAGUGCAACAGUUGGAAUCAGCUCAGAGUGGUUCAUCGCUAAAGGUGUAACGUUUGUGAACACAGCACCAUCACCACCUGCAGGCGCCAUUCUCCGUCAAGCCGUGGCUUUGCGCGUGACCGGUGACAGAGCAGCGUUCUACAACUGUUCGUUCUAUGGCUACCAAGAUACCCUCUAUGAUCACCGAGGUCGUCACUACUUCGAGAAUUGCUACAUCCAAGGCUCCAUCGAUUUCAUAUUCGGAAACGGCCGCUCGCUAUACAGGAGCUGCAAACUGCAUGUGGUUGCGGAUACUUUUGGCUCCUUGACGGCCCAGAAGAGGAACGAAACCAAGAUGCACACGGGCUUCUCCUUUGUGGAUUGUCAUGUCGAUGGCACAGGAAUCAUCUACCUGGGGCGAGCGUGGGGCAACUUCUCUCGCACCGUGUACUCCUACACCUACUUUUCGGACAUCAUCUACGGACCAGGAUGGUCAGACUUCGGAUUCCCGCAACGCCAACAGCAGGUGUUGUUCGGGCAGUACCACUGCUAUGGUCCCGGAGCCUCAUCUCCCGAGCGAGUUCCUUGGGCGAAGUACCUCUCUCCUGAGGAGGUCAAGCCAUUUCUAUCUGUAGGAUUCAUCAACGGCAAGAAAUGGCUGCCACAUUACAUUAAGAAACCGAAGUUUACGUAAAAUUGCAACAAGACUUAUUUGUGCGAUGUUUUCCCAUAACUUGUGAGGUUCGAACCUCGGCCAACUGGUCAUGUUGUGAGCAAGCCGUCAGCGAAGAGGGCAACUUUCAGAGUAAGAUAUAUCUGGCGAAGCUGGAUGUGCACUGGAUUAUUGACGUGUGUGUGUGUUUUGGAGAAGGGCUGCAUCCUUGAGUUCUCCCCCAUUUUUUGCUACCUGAACAGAGGGUGUCGACUUCUUAGAUUCAUGGGUCUCGAUCUAUCAAGGUCGUAUUAGUCUAGAUCUUGGAAUCAACUUAAAUGAAAAAAUAUUCCUGCAGUGUGGUGGAGCACUUCCUUCUAAAUAAAGAGUCUCAGCUUACUUUCAUCA